Setaria italica (foxtail millet) is the source of this 1178-nucleotide messenger RNA. RefSeq names its product vacuolar protein sorting-associated protein 25. The record is from RefSeq and is a predicted model, not a curated record. Gene Ontology annotation, biological process: protein transport to vacuole involved in ubiquitin-dependent protein catabolic process via the multivesicular body sorting pathway. NCBI's taxonomy places the organism in Eukaryota, Viridiplantae, Streptophyta, Magnoliopsida, Poales, Poaceae. Bases 444 to 977 code for a protein of 177 amino acids. The transcript is spliced from 7 exons. Gene Ontology annotation, cellular component: ESCRT II complex. Gene Ontology annotation, molecular function: protein homodimerization activity; structural molecule activity.
AAAUCGGCGACGAUCUGCAGCGUCACCCAGCGACGAGAUGUCCGAGAGCUGCUGCGACCGUCGGACGCUGAUGAGUUCCUUUCCUCCCCACCUUGUUCUUCCCCGCUCUGGCACGGGCACACAGCCUCCGCACCUGGCCAACAGUCCAACAGGCGGCCUCGUCAACAGCUCUAACCCUAACUUGUUUUCCCCCUCCCAGUCAGCCAGUGCGGCCGUACCCCCGUCCCGCCCGCGCGAGCGCGACGCCGCCUGGCGCCAGCCACGGAGCUGCCCGACCCUCCAGCCGCGCCGCCGUCGCCGCCGCUUGGUCCCGAAGCGUCGAUCCGGCGACGCCCGACGCCGCAACGUGUCGCGGCCGCGCUGAGUCCCUCACAGCCGCUCUGCUGACUGCUGUGCAAGCCUGCAUCUCUGCACCUGGUUUUUGAGCAAGCACAGGAGCGGAGAUGCAGAGGCUGGGGGAUUUCAGGCUGCCGCCCUUCUUCAACUACCCACCUUACUUCACUUUGCAGCCUGUGCGCGAAACGCGGGAAAAGCAAGUACAGUUAUGGAAAGAUCUGAUACUUGAUUACUGCAGAAGUCAAAAGAUUCAUACGAUAUCACUGGAAGAAGAUUUCCCCUUGUUCUCCAAUCCAAAGACCGAGAGAUCUCUUAGCCACGAAGCAAAGGAAGUGUUCCUUGCAGCUCUUGUCAGUGAAGGUCGUGCAGAGUGGAUGGAUAAAGGUCACAAGAAGUGCCUCGUUCUUUGGUUAAGGAUACAAGAUUGGGCCAAUUUCCUAAUAAACUUUGUAAAGGAUAAUGGAUUGGAAGUAAUGACCAUCGAAGAAAUACGCUCUGGAACCGAUACUCGUGGAACUGAACUUGAGGGAAUCGAUCGUGGUGUUCUCAUGCGGGCUCUGCGGCAGUUGGAACAGAAAGGCAAAGCAGCUAUCUUCAAAGGCACUUCGGCCGAUGAUGAAGGCGUCAAAUUUUCUGUGUAAAUUUCUUGCAAAUCCUCAAAACUGGCAGACCAAUAAACUGAUCAGUCAGUGUCUUUGAACAUGACGUGAAACAUCACAUCCUUCCCGAGCAGCAGUAUUUUUGUGCAUGUUAGUAUCAAGUGCUGCGGUUGCUAAACUUCCCUAGUUCAUCGUUUCCUGGUUUGCUGUGGUGAAAUUUGACAAGAACUGUUGAACUGCUCA